AUGCCCCGACCAGAGCACCCGCCAACACCUGCAUCUUCCACCGAGAUCAGGAGCAAGGAUGGUUCGCAGUUCUUCUCGUUGCAGACGUCCUUCGAACUGCCUCCACCAGCUGUAGCAGACAUGGAAUUCCAGCCUUCCGGAGCGGCGACGAUUCUCAAGUCCGGCUCGUCAUAUCACCCCGCGUCCCCAAAAUCACCUCUCAUUCCCGCCAGCGAGGUAGUGAAGAUCCGUAGACGCUCGUCAGUAGCUCAAGCACCUCCCAAGGAUUCCUUUGCGCUUCCCCCACCACCUACGCGAUCAAGAAAGAUUAUUCAGAUGAAACCCCAACAAGCAGAGGAGAUUGAACCUCCUAAAGAGAGCCCCAAGUAUACAGCUCCCAAAUCAACGGCCCCGCCAAAGAAGAAACAGCCUUCUUCAACAAGCGUUGCUGGACGGAAGAUUGCUAGGAAGACGGCACAUAGUUUGAUUGAGCGGAGGAGGAGAUCCAAGAUGAACGAUGAGUUUGGGGUUUUGAAGGACAUGAUACCUGCUUGUACGGGAGAAAUGCACAAGCUAGCCAUUCUACAGGCGUCAAUAGAUUAUGUACGAUAUCUAGAAGACUGCGUCACGAAACUACAAGCAGAGAACAAUCGAGCGAAUCCGCCUUCUACUUCCUCAUCAGACAAGAACGAGCAAUUCGUUCCCCCUCGACCAGCAAGACGAGAAGAUGACCUCGGCACACCGAGACAAUAUACACAGUAUGAGGCAGAUGGCGAUAUAGAGAUGCUUGGCUCUGAAGCUGGCACCUCACCUACCUAUACACCAACACCGCGCCCCAUCUCCAUCUCCACAUCCACAUCCAUAUCCACAUCACCAGCCCUCCUCCCCCAAAACCCCCUCAACCGACGACUUUCCUAUUCCCCCAUAUCACCCGCCUCCCACUCCAACACUCACCGCCACUACAGCUUCAGCACCUCCGCAUCCACCUCCGCAUCCACCUCUACAUCUGCAUGCGCAUCGACAACCACAAGUCCAGCUCUCGGCCCUUCCACCUCCACAUACGACCAUGCGCGCCCCAACUCCACCCUCACAAGCCCCGCCUUACCACCCCAACGAAAUCCAUCUCUAUCUCUAUCUCUAAAUCUAGAUAUGGAUCAAGAAGCCACCGUCGCGCUCUUAAUGCUGAAUACCGAUAGACGAGGUACGAGCACGAGCACGAGCGCGGACGCUAGGACUAGAAUUGAAAGCAGGGGAGGCAUGAGCGUGAAGGAUUUGAUUUGCUGA
Molecule: messenger RNA, 1263 nt
Organism: Lachnellula hyalina
Lineage: Eukaryota; Fungi; Ascomycota; Leotiomycetes; Helotiales; Lachnaceae
Gene: srebf2
Product: Sterol regulatory element-binding protein
Exons: 2
Coding region: 1-1263 (420 amino acids)
Molecular function (GO): protein dimerization activity
Source: RefSeq, a predicted model, not a curated record